UUGGAAUGGGUCACGGCUUUGUUCAACAGUAGGAGGGGAGGGCUGACGGCUACAGUCGCUAAAAGUGUAAAAUACAAUCAGCCGGGCGAACUAUCCUGUCAUAUCUUUGUGUAACUGUGUUGCAACGUAACUUCCAGAUAUUUGUUUCUCCUGGACUCGAAGGAUUUCGUCUAAGGGAUGUCAAAGCGAGUGCGAAGCAGAGAGGUCUGCGCUGAUUGCAGUGCUCCGGAACCUCGCUGGGCCUCUGUUAACAGGGGUGUGUUGAUCUGCGAUGAGUGCUGCAGCAUCCAUCGAGGUCUUGGGAGACACAGCUCUCAAGUCCGACAUCUGACUCAUUCUCCGUGGCCACACUCACAGCUGCAGAUGGUUCAAACACUGUAUGGCAAUGGAGCUAAUUCCAUAUGGGAGCACAGUCUUCUGGAUCCUUCCUCUUCAGUGAGUGGGAAACGCAAAGCCAACCCACAGGACAGAGUGCAUCCUAAUAAGACAGAGUUCAUCAAGGCAAAAUAUCAGAUGCUGGCGUAUGUACAUCGGAUGCCUUGUCGGGAGGAUGACAGUGUGACUGCAAAAGACCUCAGCAAGCAACUUCAUUCCAGUGUCCGUACUGGGAACCUGGAGACCUGCCUUAGACUCUUAUCUUUAGGAGCUCAGGCUAACUUCUUUCAUCCAGAGAAGGGAAACACCCCACUACACAUAGCAGCAAAAGCAGGUCAAAUAUUACAAGCGGAACUAUUGGCAGUUUAUGGAGCUGAUCCUGGAGCGCUGGACUCGAGUGGGAAGACCCCCAUUGAUUAUGCAAGACAAGCUGGGCAUCAGGAGUUGGCAGAGAGACUAGUGGAGAUCCAGUAUGAACUCACUGACCGGCUAACAUUUUACCUUUGUGGACGAAGACCAGAUCACAGAAAUGGGCAACACUUCAUCAUUCCUCAGAUGGCAGACAGCAGCCUGGAUUUGUCAGAGUUUGCAAAAGCUGCAAAGAAGAAGCUGCAGUCGCUAAGCAACCAUCAGUUUGAAGAGCUGGCCAUGGAUGUUUAUGAUGAAGUCGACAGAAGAGAAACGGAUGCAGUGUGGCUGGCCACUCAGAACCACAGCACGCUGGUAACAGACACCACAGUUGUGCCUUUUCUGCCUGUCAAUCCUGAGUACUCAUCUACCAGAAACCAGGGUCGUCAGAAAUUGGCAAGGUUUAGAUCUCACGAAUUUACCACACUGGUCAUCGAUAUUCUAACAGAUGCUAAGCGACGGCAGUGGGGUAAUUCCUGUGAAAGUCCCAAAGAUAAUGUGGAGCUGAUCCUUCAGGGAAUAGACGGUCACCACAACAGUGAGGGCCAGGAUAAUGACCAGCCAGAUUACGACAGUGUGGCAUCAGAUGAAGAUCCGGUCCAAGAGGCAACAUGUGGAGACAGCUGCAAUGAUGGAAGGACCAAGAGCUCAGAGUCUUCUGAUCUGUCUGAUGGACCAAUCACAGUGCAAGAAUUUAUGGAGGUGAAGAGCGCCCUCACUGCAUCAGAAGCCAAAAUACAACAGCUUCUGAAAGUCAACUGUCACCUUAGUGAAGAGCUACGUUUGAUGCAGAGCAAGCUGAAUUCCCUGCAGACUGAAAACACAACACUGCGAUGGCAAACCCCCAGCGGACAGCAACACCCCCAGGGCCUCUUUGGUCGACAGCAACCUCGCGGAGGCCGCGCCAGGUCCAUGUAUGAGACGGGCUCUACUCCAAGGCAGUACCCCCACCGAGUCGACACGGCUCGGCAUGACGAUGGAGUCAUUUUACAACCCUUCCCUACCAAUAUUGGUAGGGGUCCUUUGGGGACGGCUGCUUCCUCCCUUCCUACCUUCCCCUCUUCCCUCUCCUGGUCGUGGGAUGAGAGAUCUCGAAGGGGCUGUAGUCUGGAAGGACAGAGCACAGUGCUGGAGAAUGACUAUGACACUACACCCAAUCACUCUGAAAUGGAGGAGAGUGGCAGCCCUCUUGCUGCCUCUGAAGCAGCCCACCAGGAGGAGGAGGGCGAGGAGGAUGCCACCCUGCCUUGCACAGAGGACGUCAUCUGUAAGACGGAGCAGAUCACUAAGAACAUCCAGGAGCUUCUGAGAGCUGCCCAGGAGACCAAACAUGAAAGCUUUCUGCCUUGCUCUGAAAAAAUCUGCAUGGCUGUGACAGAGAUGGCUGCCCUGUUUCCCAAGAGGCCGUCCUCAGAGACAGUGCGAGGGUCUCUGUGUCUGCUGACUUCAAGCGCUAGCCGGCUCCACGGAGAGUGCCAGAAGGCCGCAGAACACAACCUCAGUCCGUCAGACAUCCAGCUGGUCACUCAGCAGGUCAUUCAGUGCGCCUAUGACAUAGCCAAAGCUGCCAAACAACUUGUUACUGUGACAACCAAAGAAAACAACAACUAAUUAAAGUCCAAAGACACUCCCAAUGCGCCAAACAUACAGCAUAUAAAUGAUAUUAAUCAAUGGUUUCCUUUUUUCCCCCCAUAUUAAUCAGUGUAAGCUUUUGUGUACAUUCCUAGAGGUGGAGAAAAAAAAUAUAACAUGCAAAAUCAUAGCUCAAUCAAAAACUUUAUUUAUUUUGUUGUUUUUAUACCAUGGUAAUGAAAAAGUAUAUAUAUAUAUAUAUAUAUAUAUAUAUAUAUAUAUACAUAUAUAUAUACAUAUACAUAUACACACACAGGGGGGAAAAACUACUUGUUCUUUACCUCACAGAUUGAAUCUAUUCAGUUUCCAGAAGUGCAGUGUUGCCUGUGUAUAUAAAAGCAAUUAGAACAAACAGUUUUGCAUUAUCCGUUUCCUUCUAGAGGACACCAUCAGUCAUUAGCUGUGCUCACUGAGGUCCGCUUUCUGGUACUCAUAGACGAUCAAAAGUCUUACCUAGCAGCAAUGAUCAGAACAGAUGAGCUACUCCAAUCACAAUGUUUGUUUUGUCUUGUUUUUCUUUAAGAGACAGUUACAGUGUUCAUUGUUCUUGAAUCGUUGUGGUGUUGCUUGCUUAAAGUUCAAUUGUUUGUUCAGUAAGCCAACUGUGAUUAUAAAAGCAGCUUCAGUGUAUCGAGCACCGUGUGAGUGUCCAGACUUUCAGUCCAUCCAGCAACUCCAGCAGUUUCAGUCCGUCUGCUGGUUGAAAAAGUGUUUAUAAGUAAAGUAUCAAUAGUUUUUGGGGUUUUUUUCUUUUUUGAGUUAUAAUGUUACAGCCAUACUUAAGAUGUUCUGUGUGUGUGUGCGUGUGUGAGCGUUGGCCUCAGUGGCCUGUGUGAAAUCCAUUUUGAAUCAGUUUUACUAGCGUUAUGCAAAUAUGUAAGAUGUAUGUAUCCAUGUAAUUCUUUAUCAGAAUAAUCCAAAUGCUAUUCUAUUUAUAAACUGUAUGUCAUACCUCUAAGAAAAUAUCAAUGUUUAUUUUCAUAAGCUUUGGUUUAACACGAUGCUCGUCGCAGGCUAACAUUUUUGUUCUGAGGUCUGGGACGUCUCAGCCGGCAGUUAGUUAUAGGAAACGUGUGGUCUGUUUAUUUUAGUGUGGUGUUUUAACUCCAGUAUUUUAGACGCUUCAUGUGGUCGAGUAUGUACCGCCUACGGCUUACAGCCAAUGAUAAUGUAAUUGUACCCUCAGUUCUAGAAUAGUUGUUGUAGAACACGGGUCUAAUGUGACACUCGCUGUGAGCCAGAUGUGUUUGAACCAGGGGUGGAAGGAAAACUGGAAUACGCUGCACGACAAGUGGACGGCAGGGUUGUGCUCUUAUUGCAGGGUCCUUACUGUGCAAUUUAAAGUGUAAUGUAAUUGGUGCUAGAUAAAGGAAAAAAACAAAUUAAUUUAUCACUGCUCAAUUUCCUUAAAGAGGACUACCUGUUAGAAUGUGUUAAGAGAAAAUCUAAAGCGCCUGUUUAACUGUAACCACAGCAGUAUGAACAUGCACAUUCAUUUCUAUCUAAAACUGCUUUCUUAGGUGGCUGGGUGAGGAUUAAAAAGACACUUAGAACUAUCCUUAAAACGUCUUCAGUGCACAUGAGUAUACUGUUCAUUUCUGGUUAGUUGCUUAAGUCUUCUUAGAUGUGUUUUUGACAGAAUAUUAAACUAUUUGUCAAGGUCUGCAUACUGUUUUUUUCUUUAAAAAUAGUUUUCACUUGCAUCACAUGAUCUAGAAGCUUGUUCAUGUCACAGAGAUCAGUUUUUUAAAAAUGUUUUAUUACUGUUUUCUAAGUCUUUUUGGUCUGGUCUUGGUGGUCUGGUGAGAGUGAUUACUUACAUUUAGCUUUAUUCUACCAUUGUACUGCAUCCUUGUUAUUUUCUCCUUAAGGUUGCAAAGCAGGGGUGUCAAACUGUGGGCCACUUAAAGGUCCUAAAGUACACAUUUAAUAAACUUUUCAAUUAUAACAGUGAUGAUGAGCAGUUGGAGAUGGCUCAAGAAACUGGUCUUGCUACUUUUUAGUAGCAGGUAGUUCAGUGUGUUGACAGAUUUUUACACCAGAUCCUGUUCCUGAUGCAACCCCUAAGGGUUUUAGGUCUCUUCCCAGGAUUGAACUUGAGAUCUUUUGGUUAUUAGGUGACUGUGUAAACCUCAACACUCAGAAAAAUAGGUGCAAGUUUAACAGUACGUGUCCGUUUUUCUACAUUAUAAAGAACUGAAACCCAUCAGCAAAACUGCUCUCUGGUCUUAAACUUUAAGAAAUAAAUGCAUAAUUAAAGAAGCACUGACGGCUCAUUAUCCAGACUCAUUUCCAGAAAAUGUGCCAGUUUUAGUAAGGACUGUAAAAAUGGGGAAUGUUAUUCCAUUAAACUGUUAUUUAAUGGGAUACUAAAUAUUUAAAAAAAAUGUUUUCGUAUUACUUGGUGUAGCUUGGCAGGCCACGAAUGAUAUCCGUGUUAGAAAUAAAGCUUUAAAACGUAUAAAAAUACUGUUAAAAGUUUGCAUUUUUCUGCCCUCCUGGACUCAAUUGGACCCUUUGGCGGGCUGUUCUGCCCUCUGUAACCUAUGUUUGACACCUGUGUCUUAAAGGAAGACUAGGUUUUACUGAAUAGCAUGGUCUGGUCUCACCUGGUCUGGUAAUAGAGCAUUAUGUAAAGUAUACAGGUGGUUACAGCAAACCUAAGAAGGCUGUCUUUUAGAAAAUAAAUACCACUGCCAUUCAUCUCUUAAAAACCAGCUAUAGUACCUCUGUGAACAAAAUGUAACGCAAAAAGCAAUUUAAGUAGCAUAUAAAUACUUUUUAGACUGCUAUUUUUAAAAGCACAUAAACUAAAUGACUUUAUAAUGUUAUAAUGCACGUAUUCAGUUACUUCCACCCUGGAGUCAAACCCGUCAUUUAACUCCCUGUAACUUGGAGCCUGCCCUACCUGUGGUUCACAUCAAUCCCUGCCUUAGGUAUAAUAAAGUCAUUCAU
Molecule: messenger RNA, 5370 nt
Organism: Pelmatolapia mariae (spotted tilapia)
Lineage: Eukaryota; Metazoa; Chordata; Actinopteri; Cichliformes; Cichlidae
Gene: git2b
Product: G protein-coupled receptor kinase interacting ArfGAP 2b
Exons: 20
Coding region: 178-2394 (738 amino acids)
Biological process (GO): regulation of G protein-coupled receptor signaling pathway; synaptic vesicle recycling; regulation of ARF protein signal transduction
Cellular component (GO): synapse
Molecular function (GO): GTPase activator activity; small GTPase binding
Source: RefSeq, a predicted model, not a curated record